AUGGCGGGGAGGAAACACGCGCCACGGAUGCGCGAGCUUCGCGAUGGCCAAAACGACAGCAGCCAGAACAGCCAGAAUGACUCGGAUGGUCUACUCUCGGUAGAGCCUUCACAACAGUCGUACCUCUCGGUUCCAAGCUCACCCUCGAGCUAUCGCCGCACACGACCCAGCAUGACGAACCAAGCCGCGGGUGAAGGGACAGACACCGUGCGAAGCAACCCACCGACCCGACACCAUAGCCGGGCAAACUCAUGGGGCCAACGCCUGAUACGCGCCCUUGCCGACCGUCAAGAGGAAUCCGUUUCCGAAUCCAAAGGGUCCCUAUUCCCUGACGACCGCGUCUGGUAUGACCAGUUUACCUCGACCGAUUGGGUUCACGAUAGCAUCGCCGACGCCCAUCGUGUAAAGGCCCUUCGCAGCCGGAAGGACUUCUGGGGCCGCGUCUACAUUCUGUUCGACGGUGCUCAGGGAUGGAUACUCAGUGCUCUGGUCGGUUUUGUUAUUGCUGUCUUGGCCUACAUCGUCGACGUCACCGAGUCGACAUUCUUCGACUUCAAGGACGGUUAUUGUGCAAGAGGCUUGUUGAUCAGUGAAAAGAGGUGCUGUCCGCACGGCCCUUGUACCGACUGGAGGGACUGGGGUGAGGUUAUGCAUGGAUGGCCGUUCGGAGAGCGCUGGACCGAGUUUGUCAUCUAUCUCGGCUUGGCAAUUACUCUGGCCAGCGUAUCCUGCUUGCUCACUCUAACCACCAAGACCGUUGUUCCUUCGGCGUACCGUUUGUCGACUCUGGAUGAGAAUCUGGCUGCUGCUCCGGUGUCACCUGGAGGCGAUGGUGAUGAAGAGGGUGAAAGUCCCAAUGGCAACGGUACUCCCAGCCGACGGGCAUCUGUUGCUCCGCCUGCCUCUGCUCCUCCGAUGAUUUACUACUCGGCUGCUGGAAGCGGUGUCGCCGAGGUUCGCGUCAUUCUCAGCGGAUUCGUCCUCCACGGGUUCUUGGGUCUCAAAACUCUCAUUAUCAAGACGGUCGGCCUCGUUCUGAGCGUUGCGUCUGGUUUGAGUUUGGGCAAGGAAGGCCCAUACGUACACAUUGCGACCUGUGUCGGCAACAUUGCCUGCCGUCUUUUCAGCAAGUAUGAUCGCAACGAUGCCAAGCGCCGUGAGGUUCUCUCUGCUGCUGCCGCCGCUGGCGUGGCUGUUGCAUUUGGUGCUCCUCUGGGUGGUGUACUCUUUGGUCUGGAAGAAGUGGCCUAUUUCUUCCCUGCCAAGACCCUCUUCAGGACCUUCUUCUGCUGCAUCACGGCGGCGUUGACGCUCAAGUUCCUCAAUCCCUAUGGGACCCAAAAGAUCGUCAUGUUCCAGGUGCGCUAUCUGAUUGACUGGGAAUACUUCGAGCUGGUAAGCUUCAUCCUUGUCGGAGUCCUCGGCGGGGCGGCCGGUGCCCUUUUCAUCAAGGCAUCUCGCAAGUGGGCGGUGACCUUCCGCAGGAUUCCUGUCAUCAAGAAGCAUCCUCUUCUGGAAGUCGUCCUGGUGGCGCUUGUUACCGGCCUGAUCGGCUACUGGAACGGCCUGACCAAGAUGCCUGUUGCCAAGCUGCUAUAUAACCUCGCGGCGCCAUGUGAUGACCGGGACAACAACCUAGAGGAUCUCGGCCUCUGCCCCGACUCCAAGGCCGAUAUCCCUCCCAUCCUCUGGCACUUGCUCUGGGCCUUCCUCAUCAAGGGUUUCCUAACCAUCAUCACCUUCGGUAUCAAAGUUCCCGCAGGCAUCUACGUGCCCUCGAUGGUAGUCGGCGGUCUCAUGGGCCGUCUCAUCGGACACAUGGUCCAAUGGCUCGUCCUCGCCUUCCCCGACUCGGCCAUGUUCAGCAGCUGCAACAAGGUCUCUUCCGUCUCGUGCAUCCAACCGGGCGUGUACGGCCUGAUCGCCGCCGGCUCGACCAUGUGCGGCGUCACCCGCCUGUCCGUCACGCUGGCCGUCAUCCUGUUCGAACUUACCGGCAGUCUCGACUACGUGCUCCCCUUCAGUCUUGCCAUUCUAGUAGCCAAGUGGACAGCCGAUGCCAUCGAGCCGCUUUCCAUCUACGACCUGUUAACAGAAAUGAACUCGUAUCCGUUCCUCAACAACAAGCACAAGCCCAUCUUCACGUCAGAACUGAUCGACAUCGUCCCGCGUGUGCGCCGCGAGCGCAUCAUCGACAUCUCCAAUUCGCCGCUUGUGCCAGCUACCUCGCUGCGCUCCAAGCUCGAGUCGCUGCACCGGGCCGGCGAGCUGGACGGUGGUUUGCCGAUUGUUCGGAAUGAGAUUCUCGUGGGGUUGAUCCCGGCGCCGGAUCUGGAGUAUGCAUUGGAUAACCUGCCGGAUGAGAGCACGGCGCUGUGUUUGAUGGCGAAUGUGCCGAGUAUUGAUGAUAGUGAUGAUGAGGAGGCUGGGGGUAGGAGGGAUCCGACGGACUUUUCGCCUUAUAUUGAUCCGGCACCAGUAGCAUUGGAUAUCCGAUCUCCUAUGGACUUGGUCUAUGAGCUUUUCGUCAAAUUGGGGUUGAGAUACAUUUGCAUUUUGAGAGACGGGAAAUAUGCCGGCAUGACACAUAAGAAGACCUUCGUCAAGUACAUGCGCGAGUUGGAGGAGAAGGAGGGCAAGGAAUGA
Sordaria macrospora k-hell is the source of this 2646-nucleotide messenger RNA. Lineage: Eukaryota; Fungi; Ascomycota; Sordariomycetes; Sordariales; Sordariaceae. The record is from RefSeq and is a predicted model, not a curated record.